AUGGCACCUCCCUGGACAAAAAUUCUGCGAGCGUGGACCUUUGGCAUAAUAGGUUUCACCAGUAUCGCCAAUGCCGCCAUCACAGUCAACAGCACCAUCCUUGUCAUCGCGCGGGACUCCAACGCCACCUACUCUGGAACAUCCGUUCUUCAGGGCUACGGCAUUCCCUACUUCGUCGUCAACAUUUCGCUCAAAGGUGGUGGAUUCCCGCAACUCAACUCCACGCCGGAUGCCGGAAACUUUGGCGGAAUCGUUGCUGUGAGCGCGACAGAUUAUAACGGGGGAGAUGACUGGAAGACCGCGCUGAGUGACAAGCAAUGGCAGCAGCUAUACAAGUAUCAGGAAUCGUUUGGUGUUCGCAUGGUUCGAUUGAAUGCGUGGCCUAGUGCAGACUUCGGGGUUCAGUCUACCGGUAGUGCAGGCGUGACCGCAGAUCAGCCUGUUGCGAUUACGAAUGUGAAGGAAUUCUCGACUGCGAACAUAGUGGCUGGAGCCCAAAUGAGCACAUCCGGCAUCAUCAAGUACCCAGCAAAAAUCACCAACACGUCCCUCGCAACGGAAAUUGCCCAGUUCAUUGGCACUUCGAAAACCACCGCAGCUGUCAUUAACAAGUUUCCAAGCGGACGUGAGCAGCAAGUGUGGUUCAUGCCUUUCGCAACCGACCACUCUACAGCCUCUACGCUUCUCUCGCAUGCUUGGGUCCAGUGGAUUACUCGCGGCGUUUACCUCGGUUUUAGACGCGUGUAUUUGAAUACCCAGGUCGAUGAUGUGUUCCUGGAGACGGAGCUUUACCAGACAAAUAAGGCUUAUCGGCUCAAGCCUGCUGACUUCGAGGAACAUGUUGCUUGGAUGAAGGAGUUGAAUGGGAAACUCCCCGCUGGAAGUAAUUAUGUUAUCGAGUUAGGCCAUAACGGCAAUGGAAAUAUUGAAGCAGCAGUGAGUAAGGACUAUGACAAUAGCCCUGCCAAGUGUGAUCCACAGGAGGGGAUCGAAUACUCUACGCAAGUCGAUGGUCCAAUGGAAUACCACAAGCCCAUUGGUACCGGGAAAGACCUGUGGAAGUCGAAGUUUAAGAGUUAUCAGUGGUCAAUGACCUGUUCUCAGUUGGACCCAAUGGAGGUAUAUUUCGCGAAUACGGCGAACAGGAACUCUUUCUUUCAUGUAUCAACUAACUGUCUAAGCACGCACGAAGAAGAAACAAACGCCACGUACUCUGACGUCGUCAAAGAAAUCACCUGGAACCAAGAAUGGUUUAACAGAGUCGGUUUCACUUCCGCUGAAUCCGCCCCAUACUUCUCUCCAAAUGGUCUCAUUCCGCCCAGUAUCAGUGGCCUACAUAACGGUGAUGCGAUCCGCGCGUGGGUUGAGAACGGAAUCACUUACGCUGUCGGUGACAAUUCUCGCCCGGUUCUUAUGAAUCGGAAAUCCGACUUCCAUCCCAUCAUGACUAGUGUUGCGGAGAAUGGGUAUGAAGGUGCUUACAUUGUUGGCCGAUUUGGUUCGUCUAUCUAUUAUAAUUGUGAUGUUCCUGAUUGUGUGAACGCCGAAUGGAAAGCUAUUGCGAGCGGAAAUGGAGACUUUGCUGCGCAAAUGGAAUACGAGAAGUCGACGAAUGUGAAGUAUCUCCUUGGGCUUCGCUGGGACCCAUACAUGUUCCAUCAAGCAAACAUGCGAGUUUCAGAUACCACUAAGUUCACGUUGAACGGCGUCAACAAGAAAUAUUCCCUCCUGAUGGCGUGGACUGAAACCAUUCUCGGAGAAGUCGUCCGACUCACACAAUGGCCCAUAAUAACCCUCAAACACGACGACAUCGCUAAGGCUUGGAUAAAUCGCAAGACUCGCGAUGAAUGCCUCCCAAAUCUAACCUACCAGCUUUCCAGCGACCGGAAAACUAUCACUGGUGUGACGGUGAAUGCAGCAAAUGCGAAAUGCUCGACUCCAAUUCCACUUACGGUUCCUUCAGGAGUGGCUAGUGCGGCGAGUGCAACGAAGGAGCAGGUUGGGAAGGAUCCACUGACGCUUUGGGUCACUUUGGGGGGAAGUGCGAAGAGUUAUAGUUUCUCGGGGGAGGUAAAGAUCUGA
Messenger RNA from Lindgomyces ingoldianus, 2082 nucleotides. Its product is annotated as putative extracellular serine-rich protein. The coding region runs from base 1 to 2082 and encodes 693 amino acids. NCBI's taxonomy places the organism in Eukaryota, Fungi, Ascomycota, Dothideomycetes, Pleosporales, Lindgomycetaceae. The transcript is spliced from 6 exons. The record is from RefSeq and is a predicted model, not a curated record.